AUGGAGCGAAAGCAUGUCGCUGUGAUCGGGGCAGGAGUCUUGGGCCUCACCACGGCCUUGGAGCUUGCCAAGCAAGGCCAUGGGGUUACAGUACUUGCAAAGGAUCUGCCGGGCGACUGGACGAUCGACUAUGCCUCUCCCAAAGCCGGCGCCCACUUCCGGCCGACAUCGGUGACAAAUGCCCGGGAGGCAUUCGAAAACACGCUCAUGCAUGAGACAUACGCAAAGCUCGGCGAGAUAUGCAGAACCGAAAGCACUUCUGGUGUUGAGUUUGUGCCUGCCGUUGAGUAUUUCGACACAGAACUGUGCCCAAGGGAUCUUGAAAUGUUUUCGGCGUGGCCUCAGUUUCGUGUGCUUGACCCGUCUGAGCUUCCCCAAAGCUCCACCAUCAAGUCUGGCUUGACGUACUCAGCCUGGGUUCUGAACUCCCCAGUGUACCUGGUUUGGCUGCAAAGAAGGGCCGAGGCACAUGGUGCUGUGUUCUUCCGCGAGCAGUUGACAUCGGUAGAGGAAGCUUUCUUCCUUGCCGCGAACCAUAACCCUACUCUGCCUCCACCUUGCGCGGUUGUCAAUGCUAGCGGGAUGGGAUUCGGCGACCCUAAAUGCUUCCCGUCGCGCGGACAGUUUAUACUCAUAUCCAACGAGUACGACCGCACUAUCUCGCACCAUUCGGCAGACGGAAAUGCCACAGUUAUAAUUCCCCGUCCCCUGGGGGGCGGGACCGUGAUUGGGGGUACUAAGGAACCGUCGCCUCUCAAUUCUGACGCUGCAGUCGAGGAGAUCCUGCGGCGUGUAUCGUCGCUCUGUCCCGAUUUACUCCAGCCAAUUCCUGGAUCACCCGAUGCCGCUCCAGCACUGGACUGCCAGGAGGCUUACAUUGGACGUCGCCCCAUGCGCAAGGGUGGGCUUCGCCUUGAGACAGAAUUCAUCGACCUCGUAACGACUGGUCGAACUGGGCUUGAUACCGAAACGAGCAGGCUGCCACUCGUCCAUUGCUACGGUGCAGGGCCUAGCGGAUACAAGAUCAGCUGGGGUGCCGCUCAAAGAGUGACAGAAAUGGUAAAUUCUCUCUAG
Purpureocillium lilacinum is the source of this 1074-nucleotide messenger RNA. The record is from RefSeq and is a predicted model, not a curated record. NCBI's taxonomy places the organism in Eukaryota, Fungi, Ascomycota, Sordariomycetes, Hypocreales, Ophiocordycipitaceae.